Messenger RNA from Drosophila mojavensis, 2035 nucleotides. Its product is annotated as BUD13 homolog. The transcript has a single exon. Gene Ontology annotation, molecular function: RNA binding. The record is from RefSeq and is a predicted model, not a curated record. Gene Ontology annotation, cellular component: U2-type spliceosomal complex; RES complex. The coding region runs from base 69 to 1988 and encodes 639 amino acids. NCBI's taxonomy places the organism in Eukaryota, Metazoa, Arthropoda, Insecta, Diptera, Drosophilidae. Gene Ontology annotation, biological process: mRNA splicing, via spliceosome.
UGACUAUCGAUAGGCAUUCAGCCAGCUGCUUGAACGUUUUGGCUUGUUGAUAAAAAAUAAAGUGGAAAAUGUCUCAGCAAAAUGCGAAAUUAAUCAAUCAAAAGGAAUAUUUGAAGAAAUAUUUGUCGGGUGACAAGGAAAAGAAGAAGAAAAAGAAGGAAAAGAAACAAAAAAAGUUAGCACAUGCUAAAGUCAAAAUCAUCGACGAUGAUGACUAUGAUGCAAAUCAGGAGGAAAUUGACGAGGACUUGUUGUUGGGCGGCGAAGAUGCACCACAAAUCGUGGGUGAAUACAUCGAGGAGAAUCCCGACGCCAUGCGCAGCAAAUGGCGCAACAUUGCCGUUAAGGAUGAGCCGAAAACAGAAGCCGAGGAAAACGGCAUCAAGCAAGAGCCGGCUAGUGAGAAGGAGGAGGCGUCUUUAUGGGGUCGAAAAGCGUCAACUGUGAAGAUCAAACAGGAGCCGGAGCUGCCUAUAAAAAUCAAAUUGGAGAAGCGCAGCAACAGUCGAGAGUUGAGCCCGACGAGGCGCAGCCCGCUCAGAGAGCAUCUUUAUUCGGAUCAGAGCCCAACCCGAAGAAGACGAAGUGAUGAAGAAAAGCCGAACAAGCGAGAGCGUAAUGUGGAUCAAUCGCCACCCAGAAGAAGAAAAAAUGAUGAUCAAAGCCCUCCCAGGAGGAGAAGAGAUGAUCAAAGUCCACCUAGGAGGAUAAAAGGAGAUGACGAUGAUCAAAGCCCACCCAGAAACAGACGAGAUGAUAAUCAAAGCCCACCUAGGAGAAAAAAACGAGAUAAUCAUGACAAAAGUCCACCCAGUAGGAGACGAGAUGAUGAUCAUAGCCCGCCUAGGAGGAAAAAACGAGAUGAUGAUGAUCAAAGCCCGCCCAGGAGACGUUUCAAUGCAGACCAGUCUCCACCUCGAAGAAGAAAGGACGCUGAUAAAAGCCCGCCCAGGCGAGUGCGUAAUACGGAUCAAAGUCCGCCCAGAAGAAGAAGGGAUUCGGAUCAAAGCCCGCCCAGAAGAAGAAAGGACUCAGAUCAAAGCCCGCCCAGAAAAAGAAGGAGUUCGGAUCAAAGCCCUCCAAUAAAAAGAAGGGAUUCGGAUCAAAGCCCACCCAGAAGACGCCAAGCAGACUUGAAACAACACAAAAAUCGACGAGAUUCCGAUCAAUCUCCGCCCAGACAGAAAAGAAAUUCUGAUCAAAGUCCACCUAGACGACGUCGAUCCGGCAGCCGAGAUCGAAGUCGAGCGUCGCCAGGGCGAAUCAAAAAGGAGGAACGCAAAAGCCGCUGGGCCAAGGAGGAGCCCGCUCGAACUCCAUCACCGCCGCCAACGCACAAGCCGAAAGGCCAAACACAGAUGCGAACGCUGGAUGGCAAAAAGGCGGGUUUGCAGGAUGCUCAAUCCUUGAAAAUCGAAACGGAUGAGCGACGGCGCGAGGAGCGACGCAUGUUCGAGCAGAUGUCCAGUGAGGUGUCUGGACGGGAUGCGGAGGUGCAGAUGCGCAGCACGGGUCGGCGUGGACGACGCGCGCGCGACGCUGCCGCUGAGGAUCCAGUGGAACGCCAGCGCAAGGAGGAACACGAGGAGAAGAAGAAGCAGCUCUACGAUCGCUGGGGCAAAGGACUCAAGCAGCUGGAGGACCAGAAGGUAAGGCAUGCGGAAAUGGUGCACGAGGCGUCAAAGCCUGUGGCCCGCUAUGCCAAUGAUGAAGACUUGGAGCGUCAUCUGCGCGAGCAGGAACAUGCAGACGAUCCCAUGCUAGAGUACAUGCGGCAGAAGCGCAAGAAACAGGAACAGCAUUCCGAUAAACCUGUCCUGCCCGUGUACGAGGGCAGUUAUCCGGAGAAUCGCUAUGGCAUACGGCCCGGCUAUCGCUGGGAUGGUGUGGAUCGAUCGAAUGGGUAUGAGCAGCGCUGGUUCGACAAACAGAAUGAGCGACGAGCGGUGCAGGACGAAGCCUACAAGUACAGCGUCGAGGACAUGUAAAGCAUUCUUGCAUUUAAUUAUUGAAAUAAAUAUUUGUGUACAAAAUU